ACUCAAUUCAGAUCAGUCACCUGACCUAAAGUGCCGAUCUGGUGGAACAUCAGGGGCGCUAAGCUGACAUCACCUUUUUAAAUUCAAGGGAGUGAGUGUAAAGUGCAAUUAGACUCUGGAUGAGAACAAGAAUGAUCCAACCUGAAGUAGAUUACACUAGAGAUAUUGGUCCACCAGGCACAUCGGUGAACUCGACUCUAAAUGGCCUCAUCGAACAUGAGUGCCGCACCUUCAGAUGAGCAGCAGCGCUCGAUAGAGAAGAUCCAAACUUUGCUGAAGUCCAAGGAUGAUACCUCAAGAUUUGUCGGACUUGCACUUCUUAAAUCUGUGCUGGACAAUUCGCAAGACGUCCGAGAUGACGAGCAGUCUAUCCUCUCUCUCUGGGAGAGCAUAUCCCCAAAGUUCUUAGACCGGCUCAUGCGUACCGGAUCGGGUCAGACGGCUCAGAAUGCGAAAGACAUGUUGGAUCUGGCUGUGUCCGUUCUCCAUAUAUUCGCUAAUCUGCUCCCAGACCAUGCGAAGGGAGACCCCAGGUUUGUCGGUAAAAUCCCGCCGCUCGUUUCGUGUCUGGUUCGCAGCUCGGGGUCUACCGAAGAACUCAUACUGCAAACUCUCCUUAUUCUGGUCAGCCAACAAGACGGGGCUGUAGCUCUGACUCGAGUUGAUGACCUGAGCCCUUUGACUGAGAUUGCCCCGUCGCAUCCCCUGGUGCUCCAGAUCUUCUCCUUAGCAUGGCUUCAGGCAAUGACGGCGGGAUCCGACAAUGGCAGCGACCUAGUGUCCAAGGUUGACAUAACUGUCGACAGCCUUGUGUCAUCGUUUAAAGGAACCGAUGCAGUAACGCUACUGGCAUGUCUGGCAGAUCUGCUACCAAAACUAGGACCCGAGGUUCUCCCUCCAAACCCAACGUGGAUAAAGCCCCUGGUGGACUUCAUCCGAACUCUCGUGACUAGCCGACCAACUGCUGCCGCGCGUGCGGCAUACACAAACCUCGCGGCAUCUCUCCUCCAGGUGUACCCCAUCCAAGCCGCCCCCUUACUUUUCUCCGGCGAUGGCGACGUCCAAGUCGACAAGCCGUUCUCCUACCUCCUCAUCAACCUCCUCCUAGUGGAUAUCCGCUCCUCCUUCCCCACCCUCCUCGAGGAGCUCAACAGCCCCUCCUACCCAUCGACCUCAACCCGCCUCGCGUCCGCCUUCGACAUCAUCUCCAACUUCAUCGGCUUCCUCCUGCGCUCCCUGGACGACUCCCCAUCGCCAUCCACCCCCGCACCCCUCACCAUCCCGCCAGACCGCCUCCUCUCCCUCCGCAAGUCCAUCUCCGAGACCAUGUCCCUGACAAUCGAGUAUCUCCGUGACAGGUGGGACGCCUCCGUCGCCGGCGCGCAGGGGCUGCACCCGUCCGCGCGCGCCGGCGAUACCAGCACCGCCCGGCCAGCGCUGGCGUGGGACUCCAAGACAGGCGCCCUCUCGGCAGGCGGGGGCGGCGACGCCCUCGUCCUCGCCGCCCUGCGCGCCCUCGCCAUCUGGCUGCGCGAGGACGACGGCGAGACCCUUCGCCGCGAGGCCGCGGGCCUGUCCGACAUGUUUGUCGACCUGUACCGGGAGAGCACCACCACCACCACCACCGGGGGAGCCCCGGACUUCCGGAGGCCGAUCCUCGUCGCGCUGGAGGGCGUCACGGCGUCGGGGGAGGAGGGCGCCGAGGCGCUGCUCGACAACGGCGGGUGGGGGGUCCUGAGCGGGGACCUUCUCUCGGCACUGCAGGCGACGACGACAGGGGCGGGCGAGGGCGACGCGGCCAGGGGCGUCGAGAUCGUGCGCGUGCUGCUGCCGCUCGCUGAGGCGGAGCGACCGGGCACGCGCGAGGAGUGGAUGGAUGUUGUAACGCGGGUGGCGGCGUGGCGGGUCUCCGAUGAUGACGAGGGGAACAAAAAGCGGUCGCUCGUCGUCGAGGAGUUCUGGGUGGCCGUGCUGCAGCUUGCGACGGCGCUGCUGGUCAACGCGCACCCGGCGACGCUGAGGAGGUAUGGGCACUCGAUAAGCGCGAUCGUGGGGAUUGGGAGACAGCUGGCCGAGAGGGGGUUGCGGGAUGGGGCGCUGCGGGAGGAGCUGGAUGAUGUUGUGGAGACGUUGGGGCGGUUGGGUUAAUUCCUGUCAGGAGUGGAUGGUAUAUUGAGCCUCGGUGGUCAUUUUCAUUGACGGUGGUAUGAUGUUUGCAUCGUUCUUGCUGUUGGAUAUCCCCGCCAUUGUUCUCCUCUGCC
Phialemonium atrogriseum is the source of this 2261-nucleotide messenger RNA. Its product is annotated as e9b59b6a-f39c-4d2a-9b94-75afe2ab05bc. Bases 202 to 2148 code for a protein of 648 amino acids. NCBI's taxonomy places the organism in Eukaryota, Fungi, Ascomycota, Sordariomycetes, Cephalothecales, Cephalothecaceae. The transcript has 3 exons. The record is from RefSeq and is a predicted model, not a curated record.